CCUUUCGCGGAUUCGUUUGAGGAGGCAGUCUCUGUGUUGGUCCCGCUUGCUUUUGAAGCGUCUCUUUUAUUGCCUUUCAUUCUUCCAACUUCCAAAGUUCCCUUUCUUCCAUUACCUCUGGUUUCCGUAUUAAGUUUGGGUCUCCGGUAAUUCGAUUAUUGUUCCAUUUUCGUCUGUGGGUUUCGGUCUGGAGCCUGUUGAUCGAUAAUUGAAGGGUCAAAAUCUCCAAUCAUCCAGAAACAGAAGUGCUACGUAUUGAAGUUAAUUCUUGUUUCCAACAAGUUGUGUAUAAUCAUUCAAAUUGGGGUGGCAUCUUCAAAUUCAUAUCUAAUGGGUCAGGUUUCCAGUUCUAUAAGUUUCUGCAAUUGAUGAGUCUUUGCUGUUAAAUUGGAAGUUCACUUCAACAUGAACAACCCAUACUCUGAAGAUAGUGAUCAAACCACUGUAGUCGGUUUUGAAGUUCCAAAUUCACCGGAUUCAACCUACAACAAUCUGUACCUUGGGAGCGAAGACGAGGCACGUGAUCCACCGUUUGCCCCGCCUCAUUUGCAGCACACCUUACUGAGCCACCCAGCGAGCAGAGAUGCUGGUGGAACUCUUCCAUUGCCACACAAUGUGAUCCUCAACCAUCUUUACAUCGAAAACCGGGAGACUCCACGUUCUGUUGUGGCUCUCGGAUUCACACAUCGUUUUCGUUCAAAAUUUGUCACGGUUGUGCUUUACAAACCGGUUCACAGAAGAGGAAGUAGCAGGGCUUAGUUAUUCAUAUACAUGGGAAAGUUUGAUUAGAAUUGGUCCGACGGACAUGACUAGAAAACGUUUAUGACAUGUGAGAUGUCGAUGAAAUUAGGGUCGAUGAAGUGCAUUUAACUUCACCAAGUAAAUGAAUGUUAACGACGUAGAUAUUGUAUUGUACCUGUAAUUUUUUUGAACUGUCUAGUGGCAGUAAUUGAAUACAUUCAAGCAUAUGCAUCUUCUAGCUGUUAAAGAUGCAAAAUUGAACUUUGAGUUGGCCUUUUUUCUUUUUAAAGUAGGAGUGUAAUGCCCCCAUUAUUAUUUAGGCGAACCACCCACCGCCACUGGGCGUUUGAUUAGACGUGUAAGUUAUUGUAAAACAAUUAAGACAAAGUUUGAAGA
Messenger RNA from Momordica charantia (bitter melon), 1137 nucleotides. Its product is annotated as 5'-AMP-activated protein kinase beta-2 subunit protein. Gene Ontology annotation, molecular function: protein binding. NCBI's taxonomy places the organism in Eukaryota, Viridiplantae, Streptophyta, Magnoliopsida, Cucurbitales, Cucurbitaceae. The record is from RefSeq and is a predicted model, not a curated record.